Messenger RNA from Setaria italica (foxtail millet), 2510 nucleotides. RefSeq names its product putative wall-associated receptor kinase-like 16. The transcript is spliced from 4 exons. Gene Ontology annotation, biological process: protein phosphorylation; cell surface receptor signaling pathway. The record is from RefSeq and is a predicted model, not a curated record. NCBI's taxonomy places the organism in Eukaryota, Viridiplantae, Streptophyta, Magnoliopsida, Poales, Poaceae. Gene Ontology annotation, cellular component: plasma membrane. Gene Ontology annotation, molecular function: protein serine/threonine kinase activity; ATP binding; polysaccharide binding. The coding region runs from base 77 to 2278 and encodes 733 amino acids.
AACGCGCAUGGCAACACAACCACGCACACAAAGCUAGCUAGACGGAACUCCCUGAACACACAGGUAACUACAGACGAUGAAGUACCCAAGGCUGCUUCUCUCCGUCCGUCUUCUCCUGCUCUGCCUCCCGGCCGUCUCCGUGCUAGCCGCAGCCGCCGUCCCGCCGGCGCACCGCCCAGGUUGCAAACCGAGUUGCGGCGGCGUCGACGUCCCGUACCCGUUCGGCAUCGGCGAUCAGUGCGCCAUCCACAGAGGCUUCACCAUCAGCUGCAAUUUGGUCAAUGGCACCGAGAGGCCUUUGUCGGGGCCGUUCGAGGUGACCAAGAUCUCCAUCGACGACGCCAAAGCUUGGAUGAAGAUGGACAUCUCUUGGCAAUGCUAUGACGAUCGAGUGCGCAAGAUGAAUGAAGAAAGAUGGAGAGUAAAUUUCACAUACACACCAUUUGCGUUCUCAUCCGUGGAUAACAAAAUUUUGGUCAUCGGCUGCAAAACACUCGCCUAUAUGGUGAGUGAAUCUUAUGCCGUAGGUUGCUUGUCUCAAUGCUCUGGUGAACAGAGAAACGGUUCGUGCUCCGUUGGCGCUGGCUGCUGUCAAGCGGAUGUUCCAAAGGACCUGAAGUAUUUUGAACCUUACUUCAAUCCAAACUACAACUAUACAACUGCCUGCGGCUACAUUGUUGUGAUGGAAGAGAAGGCAUUCAACUACAGCACCACAUACGCCUACUCAAGCAAUUUCUUUGAUGAAUACAAGGGUCAAGUUCCUGUUGUGAUGGACUGGACCAUUACAGGGGAGUCGUGCGAGGUUGCUAAAACGAACCACAGUUCAUAUGCGUGUAUUGCCGACAAGAGCGAGUGUGUCGACACCACCAACCGAGGCUACCGCUGCAAGUGCCUGGACGGGUAUCGAGGCAAUCCGUACGUCGAGGAUGGAUGCACAGAUAUCGAUGAAUGCCUUGAGAAUACUAUGAAUCCAUGCACGCGCAGUGGGGGGACUUGUCUAAAUACACAGGGGAACUUUACCUGCUUAUGUCCCUCAGGAAAACAAAUGAUUAGUGACAUGUGUAUGGCAAAUCAGAAGUCCUCUUUUUGGGUGAUGCCAGUCGUAGGCGCAAGUGUUGGACUAGUGGUCCUUAUAGUUACCAUAACCUGUGCAUACUUGACCCAACAAAGAAGAAAGCUACAGCACAUCAAACAGAGAUACUUCCAACAACACGGGGGUAUGCUGCUGUUUGAGGAGAUAAAAUCACAACAAGGCAUUGCAUUUAAAAUAUUCUCAGAAGCAGAAUUGCAAGAAGCCACUGACAAGUUCAACGAAAAACGAGUGUUGGGCCAUGGUGGACAUGGAACUGUGUACAAGGGUCUUCUCAAAGGCAACCUCGAAGUAGCUGUAAAAAGAUGCAUGUCCAUUGAUGAGCAGCACAAGAAAGAAUUCGGCAAGGAAAUGCUGAUCCUCUCUCAGGUCAACCACAAGAACAUCGUUAAACUAUUUGGCUGCUGCCUCGAAGUGGAGGUCCCCAUGCUAGUAUAUGAGUUCAUCCCAAAUGGUACAUUGUUCCAGCUUAUCCAUGGCAACCAUGGCAAGCAGAUUUCCUUGGCUACUCGUGUGCAGAUUGCCCAUCAGUCUGCUGAAGCUCUUUCCUACCUGCACUCAUGGGCAUCCCCGCCUAUCAUCCAUGGAGAUGUCAAAUCAUCAAACAUCCUCAUUGAUUGUGACUACACCGCGAAAGUAUCUGACUUUGGCGCUUCCAUCCUAGCACCAACUGAUGAAUCGCAGUUCGUCACCCUUGUUCAAGGAACUUGUGGAUACCUAGACCCAGAGUACAUGCAGACAUGUCAAUUGACGGACAAGAGCGACGUGUACAGUUUCGGGGUUGUUCUUUUGGAGCUACUUACACGCAGAAAGCCAUUCAAGCUUGGAGGGCCUGAAGAUGAGAAGAGCCUAGCACUAAGAUUUAUUUCUGUGACGAAGGAGGACAAGCUUAAGGAGAUACUGGACGAUCAGAUCAAGAAUGACGAGAACAUGGAGGUUCUCGAAGAGGUUGCAGAGUUAGCAAAGCAAUGCUUGGAGAUGUCUGGUGCGAAUAGGCCAUCCAUGAAGGAAGUCUCCGAGAGGCUUGAUAGGUUGAGAAAGGUGAUGCAGCAUCCUUGGGCGCAGCAGAACCCUGAGGAGAUGGAGUCCCUGCUUGGAGAGUCAUCAAUGGCAAGCUCAGAGGUUGUCUACACUGGAAAUUUAAGCAUCGAGAAGAAAGCUGCCAGGAGUCUAGAAUCGGGACGUUGAUCACAAAUUCACCAUCCAAUAAUCUAAUAGCGUAUGAUAUAUUUAAUAUCACAUUGGGAAUAUCUAUCAAAUAAGUGUUUAGAUGAUCUUUUCAUAGUAAUAAUUUUUCAUCUAUGUUAGUGGUUUGUAUAUAAACAGCAUGUCGUAUUCUUGACACAAUGCUGAUGCACACCGUGUUGCUAGCUAUGGUGCUAAAUACAAAGAGAUCAAGCAGUCUCACCUUAUUUUUAAA